Canariomyces notabilis is the source of this 3204-nucleotide messenger RNA. RefSeq lists its product as uncharacterized. The transcript has 2 exons. Gene Ontology annotation, cellular component: histone acetyltransferase complex; nucleus. Bases 204 to 2855 code for a protein of 883 amino acids. Gene Ontology annotation, molecular function: histone acetyltransferase activity. The record is from RefSeq and is a predicted model, not a curated record. Gene Ontology annotation, biological process: regulation of DNA-templated transcription. Lineage: Eukaryota; Fungi; Ascomycota; Sordariomycetes; Sordariales; Chaetomiaceae.
GUUCAACAUCCAUCGUCUACAAGUCAGAACGUGGUGUUCCACGCGGCUUCAUCAUCGACAACACAAAGCCCUAAGCGGGUAGGGCUUACAGCCUGCUUCUGCGCCUGUAUCUAGCAGAAACUGUGCUGAAGGCUGCGAGGCGUCAACACGGUCAGCCAACCAGGGAAAGAGCAGGCAAACCCAGCCAAGCAGAGGACAACAGUAUGGCGUCGGCAGAGGUUGUGCGCCCAGACAUGGACGAGGCCAUCUCGCCCCGUCAGGCUGCGCCCUCGAUCGAGCAGGCCAUUUCAACCAUCGGACCCCUCAACAACCCCCUCAAUCCUCUCGAUCUACGCGUCGACCCCGAUGCGCAGGCCACCGUUUCCGACUUCCUCGACUUCACCGAAUACCUGCCCGCCGACAUGACGCGCUCUCUAACCUUGAUUGGGAAGCUGGACCAGACCUAUCUCGACUCCUCAGAUAGAAUCCACGAGCUGACAACCCUCUGGGGCCAGCUUCCCAGCAUCCCCCCAGCCGAGAGGACCAAGCCCGUCGACCUGCGGGGGGACAUCUCGGAGAACCUACACCAGGCCCUGAACACGCGCGUCUACUCACUCGCCGAGGCCCAGCGCAUGACCGAGAUUGUGAACCGUCAUUAUUCUCGCGCCAAGACCAUCCUGUCCAAACUCGACACGAUGCUGGAGAACUAUCCCGCGGCCGAGGAGCAGAAGAGCCCAGUGACAACCAAGUCACCACAGUUGUCGCGGGCGCCAAAGAUAGCAGUGCGUGCCGAUGGCCAGCGGGUCCGCAGACCACCGGUUCCGAGGAUAACAGUGCCGGGGGAGGUACUCGCGCCCUACGAGCUGAACUAUGAUGCAUAUCUUUCAACCAGCGAGAGCAGUUCCGAGGAGGAAGAGGACCAAGUCGAGAAGUCAUCCAACAGGGUUACACCCGCGCCCCAGGCGCGUAUUAAGGUGGUGAAAGCGACCAAGACUCCGAAGCCCGGUAGGACACCUCGCCCGAGAAGCUCUGUGCCACCACCCAACCCUCCGGCUGCUGGAUUGUCGACGAGCGCUGCCAUGGCGCAACUGGCUCCCCCGCCAGACAAUGCUGUAAUUGGCAGUUCAGAUGCCCCAUGGGGCCAGCUCACUGCAUAUGAACUUGCUAGGCUCAGGAAGCGCAUGAAGAAGAAUGCGGCUUGGAUCCCUAGUGACACCAUGGUGGCGCGGGAGCUGAGUGCACUCGGGCGGGGUGUGGAUGCCUUCAGGGCGGCAAAGCAGAAGGCCGAAGCGGAAGGGAGAGUCUUUGAGGGCCAGAUGCCGGUACCCACCCUUGAUCCAGACACGGGCGAGAAACGGAUGCCCCUCGGAGCGCUGACAUUAGAGGCCCUGGAGUCAGAUGAAAAGAACCUGAGCAAUCGCGGCAUGAAGCUAAACGAGGCCAAGAAACUCAAGCGGGAGCUUCUGGCCAAGAUGGCCGCCGAGGAAGCCGAGGAAUCCGCUAGGAGAUUCGACGCGAUUGCGAAGACGCUCAUGUCUGAUGCUACUCCGGCCAACAACGUCCAGGACCAAUCCGCCAGAACGACCGCCAGAGCAAAGGCCCAGAGGAAGCGCAAACGCGAUUCCGCCCCCGACACUGAUGUCGAGAAGACCGAAGGGGCUGCGGCCCAAGCCCAGCGACCUCAGUUCAAGCGUACAAAGACCGAGACCCCGGUCCCGCCGCCAAUUCUAACCCCUGGCGCCUCGCAAAUCAGUUCCCAAGAGACUCCGGCACCCCACGCUCAGCGUUUGUCGACCGCCGGCAUUGUUCACUCCACCACGCCGAUCCCCCUGCCGAUACAAGGCCAAGACCAAUCUAUUACGGCCAAAUCGGGCACGUCGGCAACGUCACCCGCCAGCAGCAUCGCUGGCGGCGCAAACAACAUUCCACCUGUCAAACUCCCGCCAACCGAAACGCCCAUCCCUCCCCCAGUGCUCUCCCCCAAGAAGUCGACGACCCCAAUCCUUCCUCCGGCUAGGGAGACGCGUCUGUCCCAAGCAGCGCGCGCGCAGCAGCAAACCGCACUACCAAUCCCCGCCACACUCACCUCUCGCUCAACAAGCCCAGAGGUAGCUCCCAAACCGGAGCCUGACGCGGCAGGAGCAGCUAUAUCCGUUCCGUCCGCCGCACCCGCGCCCACCUCGGCCUCCUCGGCUACCACGACCACAACCGUGACGACCCGCCGCCCCGCAUCCCGCGGCAAGGCCACCAGCCAGGAACCGCAGCCAUCGCUUGCCGCAGACCGUCCCCGGCGCGCUAGCACCGCCCGCAACACCCCUGCGCCGGAGCAGUCGGCCUCCACAACAACCGCAUCAGGCGCCCCAGCUGCAGGCGCUGCCGCCCGUACGUCCGGCAAGCGGACUAAGAGACCCGCGCCGGGCAUCAUCAGCCGCACCAACAGCGGUGGGAACAGCGCCGUGGGCAUGCGCAAGGCCGCGCCCAGAAAGAAGAGAGCCGCGGGCGCAGGAGGCAGGCGGGCCGGUUCCGGCGCGUCUGCUGCGAGUAGCAGUGCUGCUGCUGCUGCUGCUACGAGCUCCACUGCUGCAUCCGGAGUCGGGGCCGGGGCUGGGGCGGAAGUGCUGGAGGUGGAGGUUGACGAUGAGGGCAAUAUCAUCGACCCGGACGAACCCAGGUACUGCUUGUGCAACCGGGUCAGUUUUGGGACUAUGAUUCAGUGUGAUAAUGUUGAUAACUGCAAGCAAGAGUGGUUCCAUCUCGAGUGUGUGGGCCUCUCGGACAUACCGGCGCGCACGACAAAAUGGUACUGCCCUGAUUGUAGGGUCUUGCUGAAUAUUGGCGAGAAGGGAGAAGUUAGCGCUCGUGGUGUGAAGGCUUGACAUUCUUCCUUUCGAGAAGGUGAUUAUGGGUUUGAUGUCUAGAUUAUGUAUGGGUAUAUGUAUAUGUAUGGGUAUGGGUAUGGGUAGGUAUGGUUACAGGGUGGGUUGAGGUGUGGGAUGGUUCAGCGGGGUGUUGCUCGUUUUAUUCUACGUGCCUUCUUACUUUAUGGGAUCUCUAGGGGUGGUCUGAGAUCAGUCCGGCAAUUGCGCGGCGUGGAUUUGCUUUUAUUUGGUAGGCAGGUGGGAGAGGCACAAGACGCUUCAAGAGGCAGAGAUGUUUAUCCUGCAAAGGGCCUAUGUAUUGUAUGUAUGUACACAUUCUGUACUGUACUACCGUAUCUUACUGUAC